AUGGCUAGAGAAAAGCAGAUGAAGCGGACACAUUCGUCCGUUUUCCCAAAACGAGAAAUCUCCCCGCCAGCGACGAAGAGGAAAAUCGAGUCCACGACCACAAGAGAGGCCGUUGCCAACUUCUUCAAACCUCCAUCUAAGAAGCCGUUCCAGCAUCUCGCGUGGCGCACUGUCGACAAUAGCUGCUUAGUCGCCAAAUACUCCACAAGGCCUCCAGUGGACAAUCAGGUUGUUCCUGUGAAGAAGCGUGUUGCGGCUUUCGAUCUUUCAGGCUCAAACUUUCUAACGCGGUCGUUGCUGCCAAAGGAUGGUACCCUGAUUUUGACUAAGUCGGGGAAUACGUUUCCCAGGAACGAACACGAUUGGAAGUGGUGGAAUCACUGUGUUCCAGGGAGGAUAAAAGAACUAUACUCUAAAGGGUAUCAGGUGGUUAUAGUUACAAAUCAAAAGAAGGUUCUCUUGAAGAAGGUCGGCAAAGGCGCUAUUGGUGACUCCAAAAGUUUGACGAUUUUUAAAUCCAAGGUCUCAGUGAUAUUGAAGGAUCUCGAUGUGCCGCUGAGCGUAUACGCAGCGACGGAGUAUGAUGAAUAUCGAAAACCGCGAAUGGGGAUGUGGAAGCUGAUGCUGGAUGAUUAUGACUUGGACGUCGAAGGUGUCCUCGACUUGGAGGGAUCGAUAUUCGUAGGUGAUGCAGCGGGACGUCCCGCAGAUCAUUCCUGCGUUGAUCGGAAUUUUGCGUCCAACAUUGGCUUGAAGUUUUAUACACCGGAGGAGUUUUUCCUCGGAAAACCUCAAGAAGGGGUGGAAGCCUUCAAUCCGAAGAACUUCAUCCUAGACGGCACGAGUAGGUCAUCUCUCCCGUUUCCAGAGUCUCAUGGUCAAGAGCUCGUAAUAUUUUGCGGGAGCCCAGGUGCGGGGAAAUCAACUUUUUUCUGGAAAUAUCUCGAACCGUUGAAAUACAAGCGGGUAAAUCAAGAUAUCCUUAAAACUCGUCCCAAAUGCCUGAGUGUUGCAGCAGAAUAUCUGCAAGCCGGAGAUUCUGUGGCAGUCGACAAUACGAAUGCAGAUCCUGAAACACGAGCCUACUGGGUGAAACUGGCAAAGGAUCAUGACGUCCCGAUUCGUUGUGUAUAUCUUUCUACUCCAGCAAGCAUAUGCGCACACAACAAUGCUGUCCGCGCUGCAAACCCAAGACUUGAAUCCUUGAACCCUGAGAAACGCACAUUCCUCCCGGAUGUUGCUUUUCGAAGUUUCGCGAGCCGGUUUGAGAAGCCGCAGCUCUCAGAAGGUUUCGAGGAUAUAAUCCAUAUCGAUUUCCAGUUUGAGGGGGAUCCAAUCACGAGAGAGCUGUGGGCACAGCAUUGGGUGUAG
This is a messenger RNA of Coccidioides posadasii C735 delta SOWgp, 1371 nucleotides long. The record is from RefSeq and is a predicted model, not a curated record. NCBI's taxonomy places the organism in Eukaryota, Fungi, Ascomycota, Eurotiomycetes, Onygenales, Onygenaceae.